AUGCGUUAUGAGAAUUGGGAUGUGCUUCUCUUCUCUGAGAAUUCCAAAGUGCCAAUCCAAGAGUUCAAGACACAAUGCUUUGUGAUCAAAGAUAGAGGAUCCCCUUAUCUGCACAGUCCUGCUCUUGUCAAUCCGGCGCCGUAUUGCCUCCCUCAAGGAAAUAUGGGUCUGCUACCUGUGCUCACGACUUUCAUCCCAAGUGUAUCGCCGAAUACUCCGUUUCGGGUGUCUGUUCAUAGCUGGGAAAGACCUCGGCCUAGUCGGCUAAUGGAGAGUCUGCUGCAACCCGAUGAUGCUUUACUUUUUGAAGUCCGGAUUUUCAUUGAUGGUCUUUUUGUCUCUGGUAGCGUCUUUGGCCAGCGGACUAACUGGCCCCAUGUCAUUGAUAUCGACAAGAGCGGAAAUCAGGAUAACCUGCGUUUCCCGCCAUUUCACCAGGAGAUUUUGGAGCAACAGCACUGGGACGCUGAGGUAUUGGAGUAUUCUAGUAUUGCUUGGCCUAAUGCCUCCAUGUGGAGCCGAGAACCCCGUCUCUUCAAAUAUAACACCAGAGGUGAGCUUAGUGACUUGAAAGAGCCAGAGGAUACGCAUGCCCACUCGCCCACCCGACAUGGAAUUCGACAGUUUGCGACCACAAGCAGCCAGAUCAGUAACCCGGCAACACACAGCGCCUGGGCAUACCGAAGCUAUCAAGGGCCUAUUCCUCAAAUGCAAGGCAGCCUCCGAGAAUCACGAUGGCCCCAACAGGAGCAGCUUAUGCCAGAUCCUUUUAUCGACCCUUAUGUGCUUGAUCCUUCUGCACGCCACCGAGGUGCGAGACCCUCUUCGGAGGAUGUAUCUAUGCCGGACUAUGUUUCAAGCUCAACCAGUAGUCGAGCUAUCUCACACAUGACCGGCAUUAGCUACGAGCAUAGCAAGCAUCCAAGCAUCAUUUCCCCUAUUGACGAGGAGUCCUAUAACCAGUUUUUCGAGGUCCUAAGUCCUCCGAAGCCGCUGUCCUGCGGUACAAAAGCGCCCACAAACACGCCUUCCGCCACAUUGCCUAUGGGUCGAAAGCUCUCUGUUGCAGCUGAAGCGAGGUCGGCACCGUAUAUUAACAAUGGAAAUAGAGCAUCACUCCCAAAAGAUAAAUCGCAUCUAGGUACUAGAGACGUCUCAGAAGCUAGUGUUAAAUCCAACCUGUCCGCCGAGCCUGUUACCGAUAUGGCAGCAACAAGCAAGCUUCCUGUCGGCCUAAAUAUCCAGGUUAAAGGCAGAAAAGAGGGGAUGGUGUCGGAUAAGAAGGAAAACGAGAUUACGGUAGAAACUCCGCGAAGGGAAAGUGAAAAGGUCCACCAUACAGGGUCCAAGACAGUCGUGCGUACCAGUGGAAACCUAGAGACUCCCACUGGAUCUAGAAGAAGACGGUCCACGGGUUCUGCUCGCAGGGAAAGUCUCAGUUUUUCUAAAGGAGAGCCGAUUCUGCUUUCUCCAGCACAAGAAUUGUCUGAAGCAGAUGACCUUCUCCGACGGGCUAGUCUCGAAGAACUCCUUGGACCAAAAAGCCACCGUGCAGGUUCUGUAGCCGAAGUGGCCGAGAUUGACUAA
Aspergillus caelatus is the source of this 1587-nucleotide messenger RNA. RefSeq lists its product as uncharacterized. Bases 1 to 1587 code for a protein of 528 amino acids. The record is from RefSeq and is a predicted model, not a curated record. NCBI's taxonomy places the organism in Eukaryota, Fungi, Ascomycota, Eurotiomycetes, Eurotiales, Aspergillaceae. The transcript is spliced from 5 exons.